GAUAAAAGAACGUUUCAAUCAAUCCCACAUCGACAGCACUACACCAAUGCCUGCUGGUUCCCUACACAUUCAUUCCAACAAAAUGACCUCUAUGCCCAUCAGUGUCCCAACGUGAAGUCACCAUCUUAGGCCUCGUUCCUUCAGACCCUCUGUUCUCCCCUCUCAAUUUCUCUCAUUUCACCAACUCCUUUCAUCUCCUCCUUCAGGUCCAAAUUCAUUCUCAAAAAGUUGAUGGCUGAUUCUGAUUCUUCUGCCUUUUUUUAAUCUGGGUUCGCCUGUGAAGGGAAGAAGACCAAUCUUGAAAUUUUUCAAAAAGAAAAUUUUCCGCAAAGAUGGAUCGUUUUGGUCUGUUGUUUUGUUGCUAAUUUGUAUGUAUCCUUUUUAGUAGCACAGGGGGAGGAGGAGCAAAAUGCGAAGUAAAAUCCAAAACUGUCACUAUUUUCUCUCUUGAUUUUCUCUGUUCAAGUCCGUCUUCUCAAAAAAUCGGGAGGUCCAGAGCUGAAAAGUUAAAAAAAAAAAAGUGAACAGAGCGGAAUCCAUCUAUCUUUCUAUAUCCCUGUGCGUUGUAAAUGGCUGUUUAUAGUCUGAUAAUCUUGAGCCUGCUAAGUGUUCUCCCUCUUGCAUCAUCAGAUCCAGGCGACGAAGCCUGUCUAACCCAUCUAAGCCAGUCCUUAAAAGACCCAUAUAAGAACCUUCAAAACUGGACCAACUCAACCUUCUCAAAUCCUUGCAAUGGCUUCACUUCUUAUCUCCCAGGUGCCACCUGCAACAAUGGCCGCAUCUAUAAACUCUCUCUCACCAACCUCUCUCUUCAAGGCUCAAUCUCUCCCUAUCUCUCCAAUUGCACCAACCUUCAAUCUCUUGACCUUUCUUCUAACGCUCUCACGGGCUCCAUUCCCCCAGAUUUACAGGCCUUGGUCAACCUUGCUGUACUCAAUCUAUCAGCCAAUCGUUUAGAAGGAGAGAUCCCUCCUCAGCUCACAUUAUGUGCCUACUUAAACAUUAUUGAUCUUCAUGACAACUUGCUUACGGGCCAAAUUCCUCAGGAGCUUGGAAAUCUUCUUCGUUUGUCAUCUUUUGAUGUGUCCAACAAUAGAUUAUCUGGGCCAAUACCGCCGUUGUUAGGGAAUAAAAGUGGGAACUCUCCCAGGUUUAAUGCCAGUUCGUUUGAAGGAAAUAAGGGUCUUUAUGGAUACCCUUUACCCCCAUUAAAAAGCAACGGCUUGUCGAUUUUGGCCAUCGUUGGAAUCGGUUUGGGAACUGGGUUUGCAAGCUUGGUGCUCAGUUUCACCGGAGUAUGCAUUUGGUUGAAGAUUACUGAACAGAAGGUGGCUCUUGAAGAAGGCAAAAUCAGUCAACAUAUGCCUGAUUAUUGAAGUUCUCUUAUAUCUUGACAAUUUAUUUCAGGUAUGUCAAAAAUCUCAAUGUGACUCAAGAUUAUUGAGCUCAAAGCUACAAAAUUUUAGGUUCCUUCUUUAUAAUAUUUAAUCUGCAACAAUCAAAAACAGUGUAAAAAUGAAGUUAUAGCAUCAUCUCAUAGGCAAUAGGCUUUUUUCUUUUCCAGACCAUAGUUGAGCAGUAUACGUUUUGAUCCAGAGGUUGUAGGCUUCUUUGUUUGUUUCUGCAAUAGUUUAAUUGAAGCUGGUGAUAUUUAAUACUUAUUCCUGGCCUCUGCGAUGUGCCCA
Messenger RNA from Mangifera indica (mango), 1685 nucleotides. Its product is annotated as receptor-like protein 44. The transcript has a single exon. Lineage: Eukaryota; Viridiplantae; Streptophyta; Magnoliopsida; Sapindales; Anacardiaceae. Gene Ontology annotation, molecular function: protein binding. The record is from RefSeq and is a predicted model, not a curated record. Bases 570 to 1376 code for a protein of 268 amino acids.